UUGCGCGCUCCCGGACGUUAUUUCACUGAUUUUGAUUAUUUGCUUUAAUGUGUGGUGUGUCAGUGGUGAUGUUUGCAGGAUGAGCCACCUGUUAGGAGCUCAGGGCUGUGUGGAGAGUCUGCGCAGAGAUGUGAUAGACCUGCAGGGGGCGCUGGUGGAGGUGUUCUCUCGCACCGGACCGGUCCGGUUCCGCUCGUGGAGGUUCCCGGAGAGAGAGUCGUGCGAUCUGGACCUGGUGACGCUGCUGGAGCAGUACCGCUACACGGAGGGCAAGGAGGAGCUGAACCAGCACGCGCACAUCGUACUGUUAGAGCUGGUGAUCGACAGACUCCUCCUCCUGCUGCAGAGCUUUAACACCUACACCGAGCAGAUGUUGGGAGGACAGAGAGCCGGGGAUUGUGGGAGACCCGGCGGCUCGGUGUGUGUCGGCCUGGUGGUGAAACGCUACUGGAAUAAUUUAAUCCAGUUUAACAGCCAGCAGAGACAACAGAGGAUGAGCAGCGUGUCCCGGCCGGACUCUUCCUCCAGCUCCACCCCACCUCCCCCACGCACGGCCCUGUCCCCGUCCCUGUCCUCGUCCCACAGCCUGCACACGUCCUCUACGCCCCCCGUGAGCUGCCAGACUCUGGAGUCGGCCCUGGUGCCGUGUGACGCCUGCGCUCGGGUCCAGGCCACGCUGCAGGACAGCGCCCGCGCCGUGGCGUCUCUGUGCCGGGCCCUGGGUCUGUCCUGCCAGCUCUGGAGCCCCCUGCAGGCCGCGGAGGAAACGCUUCAGCUGGGCCGCCUCUCGGCCUGCGACCUGGCUCUGUGGGCGCGCGAGCAGCACCGGGAUCUGGGACGCAUCCAGACACACGUGACUCAGGUUCAAGAGAAACUCGAGUCGCUCACACACACGCUGCAGAAGGUAGAGGAGGAGAGGGACGAGAUCAAAGCACAGCUGGAGAGAGAGAAGGAGACGAGCACGAGGGAGAGAGAGGAGAGGAGGAGGAGGGAGGAGGAGUGUGAGAGAAGACUGCAGGAGGAGACACACAGGCGAGACGAGGAACUGAAACACCAGCAGGGGGCGCUAGAGAACCUGAGACGAGUUGCUGCCGCUUUAGAAGUGAAGAUCUCCGAGCUGGAGGGAGAAGUGGAGCUGCGGAGAGAAACACAGCAGUGUGUCGAGCGUGAGAGGGAUUCCCUGCUGGAGGAAGUGCACAGGCUCCACCUGGAGGAGAUGAGCUGGAGACAGACAGAGGAGGAGAAGAGAAACCUGGAGACUGAUCUCAGUGACGCUCAGACACGUCUGGAUAAGGAGAGCGCUAAGUAUCAGAGCGUUCAGCGCAGACACGAGGCGACGGUGGUGAAGCAGCAGGCCCUGCUGGAGCGUGUAGACGCGUUGUUGCAGCAGUGUGAGGACCUGCAGUCUCGUCUGGACGAGUGUGAGGACCAGAAAGCCGAACUCACGGAUACACUCACACACACCACGCAGGAGAGGAACACACUGCAGGAGCAACUCACACAGCAGGAGUCUGAGUUCCUGUCCCUGAAUGAGGACAAACAGAAGCAGUGUGUACGACUCCAGGAGAUGGAGGAGUGUGUGAGUCGGCUGACUGAGGAGUUACGGCAGUCCAGGGAGAGAGAGAGGCUCCUGGUGGCUUUUCCUGAACUUAAUCCCCAUCACGCUGUACCACAGACUACAGGUGAUGUGCUGUGUGAUAUGGAGCAGCAGUUGAAGGUGAACUCCAUCAGGAUCAGGGUUCUCGAGCAGGAGAACACAUCUCUGACUAAAACCCUCUCCAGACUGAGAGACGCUCAGACCGUCACACUCGGUCCGCAGGGUGCAGGAGACGCUCACACACUGUGUUCAGACUCAGCAAGCUCAGAAGUGGACAGGAGAGAGAGGGGAAAAGAAAAGCAGAUCACAUCUUCUGCUUCUCAGUCUUCUUCUUCUUCGUCUGUUCUUCACCAUCAGACGAUCAGUCUCUCUCUCAUUCCAGACGCCAAGGAGAGGUACGGGAAACUGCGCCAAGCUGCACGGGAACGAUCUGCUGGGACGAACCGCAGGAGGAAGUGAUGUCACCAUGUCCCGCCCACAUGCAUAGUAGUGUAGUGUGGAACGGUCUUAGGCACAUGCAAAAGUUGUUGUAAAGUUUCUAGUGGAAUCCUGAGGUUUGAGCAUCAGCAGUGUUUUCGCACUCACUCUUGUGCACCAUCCUGUAAAUGCAAGGAGAAUGAAAGACGUCUGUAUCAUCUAAUCAUGCACUGUAAGAAGUAAUUUGUUAAGUUUACUUAAUUAAAUUGUGCAAACGCGUCGCCUUAAUUCAGUUAAGUAAUAUUAACUUUAUCAUAUCAAGUAUCAUUUAAGUCAUAUUUACUUAUGUAUUAAAAGUAUUCCUUACUUGUAUCCAGUCACAUUUACUUAAAGCAUUUAAGUUUUAUUAACUUAACUGAAUCUGUAAUUUGAGGAAUGGUACCA
This is a messenger RNA of Clarias gariepinus (North African catfish), 2458 nucleotides long. Its product is annotated as coiled-coil domain-containing protein 157-like. The record is from RefSeq and is a predicted model, not a curated record. NCBI's taxonomy places the organism in Eukaryota, Metazoa, Chordata, Actinopteri, Siluriformes, Clariidae.